UCCGAGGGGAGGAAGAUGGCGGCGGCGGCGGCGGUUGGGCUUCCGUCGCCCUCCCUCUGACUGGAUGUGCGCGGGGCUCUGCCUUCCCGCCGGGUAGCGGGGCUAUGUCGGAUUCCGAGGAGGAGGAGGAGGAGGAGAGCUCCGACCGGCAGCUGAAGUUCGUGGUGUUGGGCGAUGGCACCUCCGGCAAGACCUCCUUAGCCACACGUUUUGCUCAAGAAGCUUUUGGGAAGCAGUACAAACAAACCAUAGGACUUGACUUCUUUUUGAAAAGAAUAACACUCCCAGGAAAUUUAAAUGUUUCUCUCCAAGUAUGGGAUAUAGGAGGUCAAACAAUAGGAGGCAAGAUGUUGGAUAAAUAUGUCUAUGGCGCACAGGCUGUCCUUCUUGUGUAUGAUAUCACCAACCAACAGAGCUUUGAAAACUUAGAAGAUUGGUAUAAUGUUGUAAAGAAGGUCAAUGAAGAGUCAGAAACUCAGCCACAUGUGGCCCUGGUAGGCAAUAAAAUUGAUUUGGAGCAUCUACGGGCAGUAAAAGUUGAUAAACAUCUUCGAUUUUGCCAGGAAAAUCAUUCUAGCAGCCAUUUUGUGUCAGCCAAGACAGGUGAUUCUGUCUUCCUGUGUUUUCAAAGAAUUGCGGCUGACCUCCUUGAUGUCAAAUUAAACAAAGCGGAAAUAGAGCAAUCACAGAGUGUAGUGAAGGCGGAUAUUGUAAACUAUAGCCAGGAGCCCGUGACAAGAACAGUUAACUCUCCUAGAAGCUCAAUGUGUACAAUUCAGUGAACUUUUCCCCCCUUUUUUGUAUUGAUCUCCUUUAGCAGGCGUGCUCCCUUUGCACAGGCAUAGGAGUUGCCAGGAAUGUUGUUUUAACAGUGAACAUUACUGUAGUGCAUUUAGAAGUUUCAAAAACUUACUACCCAUUUGUGUGUUGAGAAGCAGCAGGCAGUUUCUUUGGCCAGCCAAGAUUCAAACGUGGGACCACACACUUUGAAAAAUUAUGAUAAAUAUCUAUAUUCUUGUGAAUUAUAUUUCAAUAAAGGAGUAUGACUAUAUAUAUACAGAUGUACUUUUGCAUAUAUUGUCAGAAUACCUGAGCGAGAAUGAAAAAUAUAUAAAUUAUACAGGCUAAAAAGUGAUGCUUGAAAUAAAACUGUGGAGUGAAAAUAUA
Molecule: messenger RNA, 1167 nt
Organism: Elgaria multicarinata webbii
Lineage: Eukaryota; Metazoa; Chordata; Lepidosauria; Squamata; Anguidae
Gene: RAB28
Product: RAB28, member RAS oncogene family
Exons: 7
Coding region: 105-782 (225 amino acids)
Biological process (GO): regulation of exocytosis
Molecular function (GO): GTPase activity; GTP binding
Source: RefSeq, a predicted model, not a curated record